CUCGUCUUCGCCUGCGAAGUGGCGCUUGAUGUCGAUGACAGACUGGUGAAGGAGCUGCAAGGGGUCCAAGACCAUUUUCUGCGGCGCCUCGCCAGCUUGAAUCCACGCAGCAUCCGUGGCGUCCUCAAUACGGAAACUGGACUCAUGCCGUUGCGCGCUCGACGCUUAUUGUUGGCGCUUCGGUACCUGGGAUAUCUCUUGACUCUAUCGGACGACCAUCUGGCAAGGCUUGCUCUGGAGGAGUCCUUCGAUCUCGCCCGCAACGGGUGCCCUUGCUGGAUAACGGACCUGCAGCAUGUCCUCAAGUCCUACGUGCCCGCUCAUCAGCGAUCACUGGUCCGCUUGCACGACCGCAACCUUCUACCUGCCCUGCAGACAGAGGUGGAACACGCGGCAGACCAUCUCUUAGCGGCCGAACUUCAGGCAAUGUCGCGCCUGGAUCUUUGGAAUGCACGCGCGACAGGGAAGGUACAUGCCCUCCUCCACUGCCGAGGACAUGCUGCACUCAUUGAUUUGCGCGAGGAAUUCCUGCGUAGGCUGGACGACCUCGGCUUGCAACGCGAGCCUCCUCCAGACGACCAUUGGGACCUACGCCUCAUUUGGUGGCUGGCGGAACACAAGCGGGACGACGUUAGGGCUUUAUGGGCACAUUUCGUGUACCGCGUUCUUGCAGUUUUUGAUACCGUGCCGAUGUUCGUUCUUCCACGCUACAGGAAGAGUGUCGUCACAUAG
Schizophyllum commune H4-8 is the source of this 732-nucleotide messenger RNA. RefSeq lists its product as uncharacterized. Lineage: Eukaryota; Fungi; Basidiomycota; Agaricomycetes; Agaricales; Schizophyllaceae. The transcript is spliced from 2 exons. The coding region runs from base 145 to 732 and encodes 195 amino acids. The record is from RefSeq and is a predicted model, not a curated record.